Molecule: messenger RNA, 855 nt
Organism: Theileria orientalis strain Shintoku
Lineage: Eukaryota; Apicomplexa; Aconoidasida; Piroplasmida; Theileriidae
Product: serine/threonine-protein kinase ripk4
Exons: 6
Coding region: 1-855 (284 amino acids)
Molecular function (GO): protein binding
Source: RefSeq, a predicted model, not a curated record
AUGGUUGCUAGAAACGGCGGAAAUUACAGACUGGUGAACUCCCCAAUGUCUUUGAACCUCUUUUUAAAAAUGAGCGCUUUACACAACUUAUCUAGAGCAAACAACUGUGUUCUUCUAGAGAAGCUAUUGGACGGCUUUCAUAAAAAAAACAGCAAAAUGGCCGAAAAAACAGCCAAAACUACCAAGAGUAGGCCUAGAGGGCCGAAGGUGGACUCUGAAGAGGAUGAAGAGGGGGAGCUGCAGUUCGGCUCGAACCACGUCAAUUCCGGUCUACACAACUUAAACAGACGCGAAAACAUGAAUAAUAUCUUUCUGAAGCCCAGGAAAACUGUAGAAGACUUGAGUUUGCUGGAGACUGCUGAAGAACAGAAGGAUUCUAUCGAGGACGUCGCUGAUGCAAAAUUGGAGAAGGCCGGCUUCAAAUUGGACUCUUCAUUCAUAGAUAAGAGAGAUUCGUUUGACAGGACUCCUCUUCACCUCGCCUGCUACGAAGGGCACGCAGAAGCCGCCAAACUGCUCAUUAAGUACGGCGCAAAUGUACAAUCUCACGCAAAAAACGGAAUGACGUGUUUACACUUCGCGUCACAGAAAGGUCACCUUGAAGUUAUUAAAUUGUUGCAUUUUGCAAUAUCGAAUGGACACGUGGAGUGUGCUAUAUUUCUCAUAAAUAAAGGAGCCAGACAAAAAUACAAUAAAAAGGGGGAGCUUCCUUUAGAUAUGGCAUCAGAUGAUGUCAAAAGUAAACUGGAAGAAGGAUUAAAGGACAGAUUCACUCGGUUCGAAAACGACGUACCCAAAAAGAGAAAGGUGCACAAACAGACAGUCAAAUUCUACAAAAGGCGCAAAGGCCAAUAA